CUGGCAUAGUUAACAUUAAAGGUCGACUUCAGCAAUGGAUGUGUCUAAGUUGAAUUUAAGUUCGUUGAAGGACAAGAUUGCUGGCAAGCUCAGUAGUCAGACUGCAAAGAAUGGCAAGUCUAAGAAUGGAGGAAAGAAGAAUAAGACCGAGACCAAGGAAAAAGACAAGAAAGUCACGAAAGAUAAUAAAGAAAAGGUGCAAAAUUCCAAAAAGGAUAAAAGUUCUAAGAAAGAUAAUGAUUCUGAAGUGGAAGAGACUGAAGAGGAUAUUUUAAGACGUGAAGCCUUGUUACUUGGAGCAACUGAAGAAGAUCUUGCUUUACUUAAUGGUCUUGAUGAAGAAGAAGAUAGUGAACAAGAAUUUGAAGAUUCUGGAAAGAUUGAUAAAGCAUUUGGAGAUGACUUAACUAGUUUCAUGAAAGGAAUCGGAUUAGGAAACGGAGAGGCUGUGAUAGUUGACGAAGUUCCAGAAUUAGUUGAAGAAGAAGAGGAAGAAGAGGAAGAGGAAGAAGAGGAAGAAGAGGAAGAGGAAGAGGAAGAGGAAGAAGAAGAAGAGGAAGAAGAAGAAGAAGAAGAAGAAGAGGAGGAGGAAGAAGAAGAAGAAGAAGAAGAAGACGAAUCUGAAGAAUCCGAAGAAUCUGAAGAUGAAGUCAUCGUUAAAGAAGCAGAUUUCAAACAACCAAAAAGACAAUCAGGCAAAGUUGAAAAUGUUUCUACCGUCACUAGCACCCAAUUAGAAGUACCAAAUCGUACUGAUUGGUUCAAUAUACCAAUAGAUAAAGUUGAAAAUCCAGAAAAGUUGGACAGAUUCGCCAAGGAAAGAUUAUUAGAAAGAGCUCAGAAAACCAUUGAUUCAGAAAAUAAGAUUUAUCUUGAAGAAUUUGCUUCUAACAACUCUCAAAGAAAGUUCUUGUCACAAAUCUUAUCAGAUGGUACAUUAAAUGAUAAAAUCUCUGCAUUAACAUUAUUAUUUCAAGAAGCUCCAGUUCAUAAUAUUAAAGCAUUUGAUACUUUAAUAGGAUUCUGUGAGAAGAAAUCAAGAACUGCCGCUUUACAAUCGAUUGCUGCUCUUAAGGAUUUAUUAUUGAAUGGAGUAUUACCAGAUCGUAAAUUACUUGCCUUUGACAAACAACCAUUAGCUAAAGAUUUAUCAAAUACUACUUUAGCUAUAUAUUAUUUUGAAGAUUUAUUAAAGAAACAUUAUUUCAAAUUAAUUCAAAUUUUGGAAGUAUUAUGUCAUGACCCAAUUCUUCAUGUUAGAAUGAAUGCAGUUAAUCAUAUAUUUGAUUUAUUAACUAAAAAACCAGAACAAGAAGUUAAUUUAUUGAAAUUAGGGGUUAACAAAUUAGGGGAUAUUGAUAAUAAAGUUUCAUCGAAAACUUCAUAUCUUUUAUUACAAUUGGAACAAACCCAUCCAGCUAUGAAAGCCAUUGUUACUGAUUCUAUUAUAGAUGUUAUCUUUAAGACUGGUAGUGAUUAUCAUGCCAAGUAUUAUGCCAUUACUACAUUAAAUCAAACCAUUUUAACUCGUAGAGAAGAAGAAUUAGCUAAUAAAUUAGUUAAGACUUAUUUCUCCCUUUUUGAAAAAGUUUUAGUUGAAAGUGAUGGUUUCAAUAAAGAAGAUAAAACUGAUAAAACCGUAGGAAAAUCUGAAAUGGGUAGAAAGAAUAAUAGAAAGAAUUUUAAAAAGGGUAAGAAAGGUGGGAAAUCUGUUAAACAAGAAGAUAAAUCCGAACUGGAAAUUGUUGAAGAAAAGAAUACUAGAUUAUUUUCAGCUUUAUUAACUGGAUUGAAUAGAGCUUUCCCAUUUUCUAAUUUACCUGCUGAAGCAUAUGAAAAGCAUUUAGAUACUUUAUUUAAAAUUACUCAUUCAUCUAAUUUUAAUACUUCAGUUCAAGCAUUACAAUUAGUUCAUCAUAUUAUAAGUCAACAAAAGUUAAAUAGUGAUAGAUAUUUUAGAACUUUAUAUGAAUCUUUAUUAGAUUCUAGAUUAGUAUCUUCUUCAAAGCAAGGUAUUUACUUGAAUUUAUUAUUUAAAUCAUUGAAAAAUGAUGAGAAUGUUCCUCGAGUUUUGGCUUUUGUUAAAAGAAUCUUACAAAUUUGUUGUCAUUGGAUUAAUAUCGGUAGUAUUUCUGGGAUGUUGUUUUUAUUAAUGGAAUUAUCUAAGGCAUUCCCCCAAAUUGAAGAUUUAAUGAUUGACUUUGCCUCUAGACCUGAUGAAGAAGAAGGAGUAGAAGUUGAAGCAAUUGAAAAAGUUAAUGAUAAGAUAGAUGAAGAAUAUGAUCCUCGUAAACGUGAUCCAAAGUUUGCCAAUGCUAAUAAGUCUUCAUUAUGGGAAUUAACUCAAUUCUUAAAUCAUUAUCAUCCUACUGUAUCAAUCUAUGCUCAAUCAUUACUUGAAGGAAAGGAUCAACCUAAACCAGAUUUAGGUUUAUUCACUUUAGCACAUUUCUUAGAUCGUUUUGUAUAUAAAAAUGCUAAAGAGAAACCAACAACAAAGGGUAAUUCUAUUAUGCAACCAUUAGGAGGAGUUCAUACUGGAUCAUUAUUAGUUAAAGCUACUAAUGUUUUAAGUUCAGAAGUUCCUGCUAAUACUGAAGACUGGUUAAACAAAAAGGUUGAAGAUAUUAAACCAGAUGAACAAUUCUUUCAUCAAUAUUUUACUACUAAGGUUAAUAAAUUAAGAAAUAAGAAAGAAGGUAAAGAUACAGAAGAUUUAGAUGAAGAACAAUUAGAGCAAAUGGGUGAUGAUGAAAUUUGGAAAGCAUUAGUCAAUUCUAAACCAGAAGUUGAAGGUGAAGAUGACGAAAUCGAUGAAGGAUUUUCUGACUUAAGUGAAGGUGAUUUCUCCGACUUGAGUGAAGGUGAUGAUAAUGACGAUGAAGAUGACGAUGAAGCUGCUGCUGCCGCAGAAGUGGGUCUCUUGGAUGCUGAAGCUGAAGAGUCUAUUGAUGAAGACAUAGAGGAUGAAGAAGAAGAAGUUGAGGCAGGAGAAGAUGAUGAAGAAGAAGAAGAAGACUCCGAGUUCUUUGGUAUCAAUGAGGAUGACGAGUUGGAAGACGAAGAAGUAGAAGUCAAAAUGUUGGGAGAUUUUGAAGAUCAAGAUGAAGAAUCUGACUCCGAACCUGAAGCCGAAUCCGAUAAGAAAUCGGGCAAGAAAUCCAGAAAGCGCGCUACAGUAUCCGAAGACGAUAAGAAAUCAAAGAAGUCAAAGAAAAUUAAACUUAGUUCAUUACCAAUCUUUGCCUCAGCGGAUGAUUAUGCUCAAUAUCUUAACUCCGAUGACGAAGAAUAAACAAAUAAUUCAAAAUGUACAUCGAACCACAUACAUGCACGUACAUAUGUAACAUAGGCUACUACAAUAUAUAUAGAAAAUAAAUAAUAAUAGU
This is a messenger RNA of Scheffersomyces amazonensis, 3389 nucleotides long. RefSeq names its product RNA-binding ribosome biosynthesis protein (gene MAK21). The record is from RefSeq and is a predicted model, not a curated record. Gene Ontology annotation, cellular component: nucleus. The transcript is spliced from 2 exons. Gene Ontology annotation, molecular function: RNA polymerase I general transcription initiation factor activity; RNA polymerase I core promoter sequence-specific DNA binding. Gene Ontology annotation, biological process: transcription initiation at RNA polymerase I promoter. NCBI's taxonomy places the organism in Eukaryota, Fungi, Ascomycota, Pichiomycetes, Serinales, Debaryomycetaceae. The coding region runs from base 35 to 3295 and encodes 1086 amino acids.